AUGGUGGAGUCAUCACCUUCUGUAGAUUGUCCUUCCCAGCCAUCAUUAUCUUCACAGAAGGGGACCCAACCUUCUACAUCGAUACAAAUGGGAGGCCAACUACCCAGACGUAUAGAGAUUAACAGAGAGACCCAAUCAUGCACACCUGUACCAAUAGAACCACAUUCGGAAGCAGAAAAUGUCGACUUGUUUUCCGACAUUGGAGAUCGUUUUGUUGUCAUUGUUGAUAGUAAUGGAGGUAGAGUAAAAAGACCAUUGCACUCGAUUCAUGACAUUUGGCAUCUUCCAGAAGGGGAACGAAUUGAUAUGGAGCUCAAUAAUCUUGGUCAACCCAUCAAAAAGCAAGACUCAAAGGUGGUAAGGUUUGGUGGCCUGAUAGCGAGAACUAAUAAGUUGGUUCCAAUAAUUUACAAGGAUUGGAGGUCGGUGCCUAAAACCAUAAAGGAGGAAGCGUGGAGUCUUAUAAUGGGCAAGUUUAAAGUUCCUGAUGACAAAUUGGAUGCAUUCAAAAAAUGGAUACUGAAGGACCUGGGGAAGAAAUGGAAAGACUACAAACACGAAUUGAAGAAAAAGUUACUUCAUGAAAAAGACACAUCUGCAGCACAAGUUGUGGCAAGGGCAAGUCCCGAUAUGGUGGAUUUAUCGCAACUAGCGGAGUUGGCCAAUCUUUGGUUCGAUCCAGAAUAUAAGUCAAAAUGUAAUAAAAAUAAGGAGUGUCGUAAGAAGCAGUUGGUUGUUCACAGCGGAGGAUCAAAAAGUUAUGCAAGAUAUGCCCAUGAUGCGAAAAAAUCAACUGGGACAUUGCCAAGUCGAGCCCAGUUGUUUGUCACGACACAUAAGAGAAAGGAUGGCACCCACUACAAUGAUGAGACGAGGAAGAAAGUUGUAUGCAAGAAUGAAGGAGAUGAUCACAUUGAUGUUGUUGCAGACAUUCGUACAGGUAAUGAAUAUGACGAUCAGAAGCUAAUGGCACUUGGGAUGAUCAGUACUAGCUAG
Messenger RNA from Juglans microcarpa x Juglans regia, 996 nucleotides. RefSeq lists its product as uncharacterized. NCBI's taxonomy places the organism in Eukaryota, Viridiplantae, Streptophyta, Magnoliopsida, Fagales, Juglandaceae. The coding region runs from base 1 to 996 and encodes 331 amino acids. The transcript is spliced from 6 exons. The record is from RefSeq and is a predicted model, not a curated record.